AUGGAGCAGGACAGCUCGGAUGUCUCCCAGCAUGGUGAAGAGGUCGAGGUUACGCCAAACACCGCUGAUCCUGCUAGCGACAAGGUCAAGAGCGUGGUCAAUGAAAAGACCUGCGAGGUUUCGGUGGAGUCUCCCCAGGAUGAGGAUACAGAAUACGUCAAAGGACACCCAGUUAUUCGCAAUGGCCUCGACGUCUCCAAAUACAUUGUUUCCCUGCGCGACGAUGGUGAUCCUGCGUUUACGUUCCGGUCCUUUGUUCUAGGCACCGCCUUCAGUGCACUUUCAAGUGUCAUUACAAUGCUCUACGUUUUCAAACCCUACCAGGCGCAGGUCUCUUUUACUUUUCUGCAACUUCUCGUCUUCAUUUUUGGCCAGGCAUGGGCGCUCUUCACUCCUCACCCGGAACGAUUCAAGUGGAAAUGGGUACAGGAUACGCUUCGCUUCCUCAAUUUCGGACAGGCGUUCGGAAUUAAAGAACAUGUGGUCUCUGCCUUGAUCGCCUCGUCUGGUAAUAACGGUCUGGCUGGAGUGGAUGUUUAUGCUGUUGAACGACUGUUCUACAACACAAGCGUCACGGCAACCACUGCUGUCUUGGGCACUUUCUCAAUUUCACUUGUAGGAUUUGUACUGGCUGGCGUACUCCGCCCCCUGAUCGUCUAUCCGGCCGAGAUGGUAUACUGGUCAACUUUGCCUCAAAUAGUGCUCUUCCAAAACUUGCACUUCGAUACCCACACGAACAGGGGUCGAUUGGUCAAAUUCGGCUGGGCUCUUGCGGCUGCCACGAUCUGGGAAUUUUUCCCUUCAUACAUCGUGACCUGGUUUUCGGGUAUCUCGAUAUUCUGUCUGGCCUCUAUGCAUGCCCCGACACAAACUCGCACCGUUUUCUCCAAGGUCUUUGGAGGGGCUUCCUCUAACGAAGGCUUGGGUAUCUUGAACUUCAGUCUUGAUUGGCAAUAUAUUCAGAGCGUGUACAUGUCAUUACCUUUGAAGCAACAGUUGAAUUCAUGGAUUGGCUACGUUAUUUUCUACAUCGCCAUGCUCGCCCUCUAUUACGGAAACGCUUGGGAUGCGCUGAGCUUCCCGUUCAUGUCCACUUCCCUGUUUCGGGCAAACGGUACGGAAUACGAUACCCGCUCUAUAAUCAACAAUCAAGGUACAAUCGAUUUUGGCAAGGUCGACGAGGUGGGACUGCCAUACAUGACUGCCUCCGCUGUCUGGGGUUUCCUGACGCAGAGUUUAGCCAUCGGUGCACUGAUCUCUCAUGUGCUCAUAUUUUAUAGCAAGGACAUGUGGCUCGCCUGGAAACAAGCACGUACCAGGACGCAACCAGACCCGCACUAUCGAGCAAUGCUUAAGUACAAAGAGGUUCCCAUGUGGUGGUAUUAUGGUCUUUUUGUUCUUGCAUUCUUGGCCGGUUUGAUCGUCAACAUUGGAGGUCAAACUACGCAACCAGCGUGGGAAUAUAUCAUUUCUCUUGUCCUGGGUGCUUUCAUUGCACCUUUCUCCUGUAUUCUUUGUGGACUGUACGGGACCGGUGUGGCAACGAAUCUUAUUUCCAAGAUGGUUGCCGGCGCAUUAUACCCUGGACGUCCUCUAGCUAACCUUUACUUUGCAAGUUGGUCCCAUCAAGUCAUUCUAUUGGCUGUCAACUUGGCCAGCUGGCUCAAAGUAGGCCAGUAUACCAAGAUCCCUCCUAGGGUGAUGUUCCUCACUCAGAUAUACGGCACCUUGCUAGGAGCGGGCUUGGAUUAUGCCGUUAUGACGACAAUCGUCAGUAACCAACGAGAAAUUCUCCUCGAUCCUAUCGGAAACAACGUCUGGAGCGGUUCAUACGUUCAGAGUCUAAACUCCAAUGCAAUCACAUGGGCACUGGCCAAGGAGAUGUACGGAAUACACGGCCAAUAUCUCAUCGUUCCCUUGGGUCUCGUCAUUGGUCUUGCUUUUCCCGUCUUGCACUGGGGCGUGAUCAAGGUAUUCCCCAGGGUCGCCAAAUUGGAAAUCAACACCGCGGUGAUUCUCACUUAUGCCGGUCUAAUUUACUUUGGCAACACAUCGUGGAUCUGGUCCUCGAUUGUGGUUGGCAUUUUCUCCCAGGUCUGGCUUCGUCGUCGUCUACCCCGGGUUUACAACAAGUACAACUAUCUCAUUGGGGCUGCAUUGGAUGGCGGAUCUCAGCUCGUUAUUUUCAUUUUGUCAUUUGCAGUCUUUGGCGCAAGUGGUAACGAGGUCCCUUUUCCGACCUGGUGGGGGAAUCCUUCUGGUAACCCAGAUCAUUGUUUGUAG
This is a messenger RNA of Talaromyces marneffei, 2283 nucleotides long. RefSeq lists its product as uncharacterized. Gene Ontology annotation, biological process: transmembrane transport. The record is from RefSeq and is a predicted model, not a curated record. The coding region runs from base 1 to 2283 and encodes 760 amino acids. NCBI's taxonomy places the organism in Eukaryota, Fungi, Ascomycota, Eurotiomycetes, Eurotiales, Trichocomaceae. The transcript has 4 exons. Gene Ontology annotation, molecular function: oligopeptide transmembrane transporter activity.